GGACCCGGGGCAGGCGGGAGGGCGUAGUCUCGCGCUGGUAGAAGAGGAAGCUCGCGCCUGCUCUGUGCACCGCGCGCACAUCCCCGCGAGCUCCUGACAACAGAGCGGCAGCAGCACGAGCGAUGCGAGCGCAGAGCAGGAGGCAGUGAGGAGACCGCCCGAGCAGCACUUCAGCAAGCCCCAACACAGCGCCCUUAAACGGCCCCGUACACGGCUCCUGCCUCGGCACGGCCUCACACACGAGCCCUACCGCACUUCUGCCCCGUGUGCGUGAAGCUGAGCCCGGCUGCCUCUUCUCCACUCACCCCGGUCACUACACGCAGCCAUGUCGGUGCUCGCCCUCCAGGAGUACGAGUUCGAGCGGCAGUUCAACGAGGACGAGGCUAUCCGAUGGAUGCAGGAGAACUGGAAGAAGUCGUUUCUGUUCUCUGCACUGUACGCUGCCUUUAUCCUGGGAGGCCGCCAUGUCAUGAAACAAAGGGAGAAAUUUGAGUUGAGAAAACCUCUGGUGCUAUGGUCGCUCACACUCGCCGUUUUCAGUAUAUUUGGUGCCAUCCGUACGGGGAGCUACAUGACCUUCAUCCUGAUGACCAAAGGGCUAAAACAGUCUGUCUGUGACCAAAGCUUCUAUAACGGACCAGUCAGCAAGUUCUGGGCUUAUGCCUUUGUUCUUAGUAAAGCCCCAGAGCUCGGUGACACCCUGUUCAUCGUCCUCCGUAAGCAGAAGCUGAUCUUCCUGCACUGGUACCACCACAUCACGGUGCUGCUCUACUCCUGGUACUCCUAUAAGGACAUGGUGGCUGGAGGGGGCUGGUUUAUGACUAUGAACUACCUGGUACACGCUGUCAUGUACUCCUACUACGCACUGAGAGCUGCCGGCUUCAAGGUGUCUCGCAAAUUUGCCAUGUUCAUCACUCUCACUCAGAUUACCCAGAUGCUGAUGGGCUGUGUGGUCAAUUACCUGGUCUACUCAUGGAUGCAACAGGGCCAAGAGUGCCCCUCCCACAUGCAGAACAUCGUCUGGUCCUCCCUCAUGUACCUCAGCUACUUUGUGCUCUUCAUACAGUUCUUCUAUGAGGCCUACAUCACCAAGUCCAAGAAAAUGUCCGCAGCACUUGCCAAGAAGGAAGACUAAAUGAUGCCAUAGCUUACAACAGGGAAGAAAAGGGACCACCGGGGACCAUACGGAGAUAGGGGACCAGUGACUUGAAUUCCUAACAAGGGUUUUAGUUGAAAAAUAAUAUGAAGAAAAUGGUUGAAGGGAAUGCUUGAGCUGUGUAAGUGCAGAUGUAAAGCCUACAGAGGGUGAAGUCUUUAUAGGUGGAUAAAGAUAAUAAGCCAUCAUGACUUGUUUUAAAUGGGAUAGUCGGGGAUUUGCAACAAGAGGUCUCUUACAGUAGAUUGUCAGCACACUCCCAGUUUACAAAUCUACACAUCAUACUUAAAUUGGCAGACAGAAUUAUAGCAAAAAACUGUGCAAAAGGGUAACAUUUUGAUAACAUUGCACAAAAAUCAGAUACUAAUUUAAACUAGUAUUGUAACUAGAUACUAAUUUGAACAUGUAUCUAUACUAAAAAUAAAGUCAUACUCACAGGAAAGAAACAAACCUUUCUUGAAUAGCUUCAGAAUGAUCUUUAGCUGUCUGAGAACAAGUACAAGACCAUAUAGACUAGUAUAUGCCCAUGGACCACUAUGGAACAUAUCUGCACGACUGAAGGGUUACACAGAUCUAAAGGGUACAGGGUAAUAUAAAAAAUAUACUAUUAUUUAAUGUUGAAACUUACAUUCUGUUACCUAAUUAAAAUGUUUUUAUUUCAAUACCACAAUGAUAGUGUGAAAUUUUAGUAUCGUGGCAACAUUACAUUGAACUGGGCAUGUGAGGACACUCUAUGGUAAGAAGAAAACGAGCUAGAACCACAAUUGCAAAGUAGCUGGACUAUCUACAUAUUAUUAAAAGGUGUUAUAUAAAUUAAUGUUGAAUCUUUAAAAAAAAAAAAGUUUUUAAGAUAAAAAAAACCCACAAAUAAAGAGAAUUAUUAGACUAGAAUAUUUCAUUUGCCAUCAUCACCUUGUCACCUGAUAAAACGGACUUGUAAAGAUAAGUUGACAGUCAGUAGCGUCAUCUGUCCUGUGCGUGUGUCUUAGUGUUUUUAUAAUCAGUGGAGCAGUUCGAGACACUGAAGGCUUAGUCUAUUGUCUAACCAUGAGCUGAUGGGGUGAAUGGCACUGCAUUCGUGUGUCUUACAUUGCAAAAGGCAAUGUUUUCUCAGGUCAUAGGUUCUAAAUAUAAUAUGCAUAUCAAGAAAAUGUAGGUCUGUUUAACAUCUAGGCUAGUUUACAUAGUGGCUUAUUCAUCCUGAUGAGGUUGUGUAGUGACAACAUGUAUGAAAGAUGAACUAAACCAUGUCAUGCUUGUGGGCCUGAUGGGAAACCUGCCUUUACAGAUAUUGCCAACUGUACUUUGAAAGGUGUUCAGAUUGUGUUUACCUGUACUUGAGUAUUCUACUUGUGAUCCAGUUGGGUUAAGUGUGAUAUCACCUCCAGGUCCAUGAAUUGAUUGAAAAAUGAACAUGUUUACAAUUUUGCCUUUUUUUUUAAAGCAAUGACAAAUCUCUCUCACAUUAAGAGAUUGCAGUUGUUUAAAGCUGAGAAGGUUAUAAGCUGUAACUGGAGGUUGAGGUUAGAAGCUAGGCUAGGCUGAGGUAGCGUUAGCAGUGACCAGCAAUUUGUAAUCCUAUGUUAUAAUGGAUUACUACUACAUUAUUUACAUAUUUGUGGGUAAACGUGCACUUUUGAUAGGUAAUUGUUGUUUGAUGAAUAAGAAACAAAAACAAAGCUAGAAAUCAGUUGUGAAAUUUCUGGUUGGACCCGGAAGUGACAUCAUCAUUUAACAACUUUAUAAGCCCAUCUCUAAACGGGCAAUAGCCUUAAAUUGGUAUUUCCAAUUUCCCGAAAUGGAAUAAGUUCACAUUUUAACUAGAAGAAUUAACUAAAUAACUGAUAAACUAACACAAGAAUCACAUUUGCACAGAUCUAAACUACAGGCUUAACCUCUUUUUAUGCAGAAUAAGACCAGAUAUUUUGUUGUUUGUGCGCUUUGUGAUUUGGUAAUUGUGGCCAUUCAAAUUUUAAUUCGAUUUCUAAUUAAUCUGGGAGCCAUUGUGUAUUGUCCCACUUGUUGGCUUGAGUAUAUGUAAACACUUUCUGACUUAUAGAUGCUUUAAGGUCCCCCUCAGUAAAUAGACUAGUCUGUAGAUUCAAAGGACUGAAAAAGGAGGACAAACCAUUUAAUAUGAAAAAUCAAACCAAACCAUGCUAUUAUCAAAGUAGCCGUAUUGAACUUGUAUGUAUCCUUAACUGUCUGUCGUGCUCACGUACAUUUGCACUGUAUUACUGUAAAAACACUGAAAAAGCUACAUGUAUGAACAAAGUGCAAAUUGUGAGAUUGUGGUUUUGUCUUGAACUUGACAUUGCUUACACAUGUUCUGUUGGUGCUCACUUUUAGCUUGUGACGACAAUUUGAAAGCGCAGAAGGUCUGAUGGAGGGCACGGACAUCUUUAGAAAGUGUCCCUGCAUAAACCUGUUCAAAUGUCUACGUUUAAACCAAAAGAAGGGCUUCUAUCUAGGCUUCACUCAAUCACAAAAUGUACGCUAAGGCGACACAAAAUUUCAAACAGGCUAGGCUGUAAAAGUACAAUAAUUGUGUGUGUGCAUACUACAUAGACUAUGUGCGAAAUUAUGUUCCUGCGCCACCACCUAUAGAGCAAAUGUGCAAUAAAUGUCAUUGUUGUUAAAUUAAAUAAAUUUCUUACAUAAUGAAA
Molecule: messenger RNA, 3822 nt
Organism: Periophthalmus magnuspinnatus
Lineage: Eukaryota; Metazoa; Chordata; Actinopteri; Gobiiformes; Gobiidae
Gene: elovl6
Product: ELOVL fatty acid elongase 6
Exons: 4
Coding region: 326-1135 (269 amino acids)
Biological process (GO): sphingolipid biosynthetic process; very long-chain fatty acid biosynthetic process; fatty acid elongation, polyunsaturated fatty acid
Cellular component (GO): endoplasmic reticulum membrane; endoplasmic reticulum
Molecular function (GO): fatty acid elongase activity
Source: RefSeq, a predicted model, not a curated record